AUGCCCACUCCUCAACGGAUCACAAACAAUGACGACGAGGUCCUACAACUACAAAGCAUGUACUACGACAUCACCCCUCUCUACCUACAAAGUAGUGAAAUCUACAACACUCCUCUCCUGUCCCUCCCCUAUACUUCCAUGUAAUUCCUGAUGUAAAUAGACUCAGGUUACUGUUAUUAUUUUUCCUGUUUUUCCCUUAUAUUUCAUUUCAUAACAAUAAAUCAGCAAGAUGUAUGCAACAUAUAAAAGCUUGUACCGAAACAAUGUCAAUGUCUAAUACUUCUUACAGCACUUCCUACUUAAUGCUUGUGGAAACAGCCAAUACGACCUACCAGUUAUUUUAUUGUUUGUUGUAACACUGAAUUGUAUAAAUUGUAAUCUCACUUUAUUUCUAUGAAAAUUUAAAAACUUUCAAAUAAAGAAUUAUAUAUAAAAACAAUUGUGCACUGAGGGAAGCUAAAAUGUGCACUCCUUUUCAGGAAGUGUGUAGAGAAGCUGUGUGAUUGACAGGCAGCGAGGUGUGGCUAGUGCACCAUAAACAAAACUAUUUAACUCCUAAAUGUCAGAAAAUUGACCAUUGAGACAGCAGGUUCAUGAUCUAUACAUCAAAACCACAUCAUGAAUCUAAAAUGUUGUGGUGCGUAGAGUAUCCCUUUAAGGUUAGCACUGGGAAUACACAUACAUGGCAUAGCGAUGCAAUGACUCAAUGCGUCUCUUUGGGGAAAACUCAGCUCCUCCAUGCACAGCAUGGAGACGCUAAACGUCAUUGCUUCUCCUUGUGCAGCACUGAUCCAGGACGUAUCUCCAGUGGCCGUAAGUGACUGCCACUAGAGGUGUCCCUAGGGAACAAUGUAAAAACUGCCUUUAAAAAAAAAAAAAAAAAAAAAAAAGUGUUUACAGCAAAAAGCCUGCAGGGACUGACAGUACUCAACAGGACAACUACAUUAAGCUGUAGUUGUUCAGUUGACUAUAGUGUCCCUUUAAUUGUUUAACUAUUAAGUAAAUAGUUUAAUAUGCUGAGCCAUAUUUCUUAUUACUAAAAGCAGACCAGCUGGGUCUACUUCUGUGUGCUGAGACAUGAGACCAUAUUCUAUGAGCCAAUGCAGAGUGUGGUGAAUUUUCAGAUGGAUAACAAAAAUUGGUGGAGAAGUAAAACCAAUGAAGGGGAGUAAAACAGUGCCCCAGCAAGAUAAUGGUGUGCAAAUGGAAAUCAGGGGGGUAUUACAGAUGUAAUCCGCUUUGUACAGCCUUCUUACAGUUGAAAUUGUAAAGCAACGUGCAAAUCAUCAUUAAAUCCAAUAGGAGCAUAGCAGUACACUGUGUUUAUUUCAGGAACCUUUAUGUGCCGGUGCCCAGGUUUUUCAUAACUACACGGUGGAUUUUUCUCUUAUUUGUGUUUAAUCCCAGGUCUUGUUAAGACAUUGUGACAGCUGUCUCUAAUCUAACUAUGAAUGGGAAACCAGUAAGCAUCUUGUGUUGUUUAAUGAUCCCUGAAAAUCCUCUUUGUACCUUGCAGAGUUGGGAUUGCUGCUGUACCUGAGAGACUGGAAAUUGUGAGAGAUCAGCGUGUUCACAAGCCCAAGAAAUCCAACAAGGGUUCUACUAAAUCCAGAAAACACUCUGGUAAGCGUUGUUCUCUCUCAUUAAUAAAUUACAGUUUGGGCUGCUGGCUUUUCCAGUUCCAUGUUAUGAAUGUUCUAUAGCAGUGGUUCACAACCUUUUUUCACUUGAGUACCCCUGGGCAGCCCAUUUCCAUAAAUUGUACCCCAUUAACAAAUGUACAGACACAAUGAUGCACAAACAUACAGAUAAAAACACUGACAUACAUACACAGACACACAAAAACAUACGGAUACAAACACACAUGCAGAUACACAGACACAUAGAUACCCACACUGACACACACAUAUACACACAAUGACACACAGAUACAUACUCUGUCACACAUACAGACACAGAUACCCACACUGACACACAUGCAGAUACAGACAAUAUAUGUGUGUCAGGGUAUGUAUCUGUGUCUGCAUGUGUCAUUGUCGGUGUGGGUAUCUGUGUCUGUAUGUGUGUCAGGGUAUGUAUCUAUGUGUCUGUGUAUCAGGGUGUGUAUCUGUGUCAGUGUAUCUGCAUGUGAGUCAGGGUAUGUAUCUGUGUGUCUGUGUUUCAGGGUAUGUAUCAUACACACUCUGACACACAUGCAGAUACACAGACACAUAUACACAUGCUCUGACAUACUUAAGGAUUCAUACUCUGACACACAGACAGAUACAUAGAAACAUAGAUGUAUUCAUCUAUGUAUCUUUGUAUCUGUAUGUGUGUCAGGGUGUGCAUCUUUAAGCUUGUCAGUGUAUGUAUCUGACACACAGAUACCCAGACACAUAUAUAUAUAUAUAUAUAUAUAUAUAUAUAUACAUACACUUAAAGGGACACUCCAGGCACCCAGACCACUUCUGCCCAUUGGAGUGGUCUGGGUGCCACCUCCCUCUACUCUUAAUCCUACAAGUGUAAUUACCUUGCAGGGUUAACUCCACCUCAAGUGGCUGUCUACUAGACAGCCACUAGAGGACACUUCUUGCUUCGUAGCACAGAAAACCUAUGCUAGAGCGUCGCUGGACGUCCUCACACUGUGUGAGGACCUCCAGCGUCGCUCAUUUCCCCAUAGGAAAACAUUGAAAAGCAUUUUCAAUGUUUUCCUAUGGGGAGCUCUAAUGCGCAUGCGCGGCAUUAGGUCUCCCCGGCCGGUGGGCGGGAUCAGUCUCGCCCACUGGCAGACGUAAUCACUGGGAGGAGCGGCGGCGGGGAAGAAGCAGCGAUGUGGGACAUGUCGCUGCCUCUGGUAAGUAACUGAAGGGGUUUUCACCCCUUCAGCAACAAGGGAUUGGGUGGUGGGAGGGAGAGGGGACCUGCAGUGUCAGGAAAACGGAUUGUUUUCCUGGCACUGGAGUUUCCCUUUAAGGAAACAUACCUUGACACACAUACAGAUACAGACACUGACAUACAUCAUCAUGCACAGAUACGUAACCUGACACACAGAUACACACCCUGAGAAACAGAUACACACAUUGACACACAUGCAGAUACAAAGACACAUAGAUACAAUAAUAUUACCAUCAAAAUGUAGGGGAGGAGAUAGGGAGAUAGUAGGUGCCUUGUGUACUAUAGCUGGAGGUACACAAGGUGGAGGUGAGGCCGCAGGUUGCAGAUGCGCUGUUCGGGUAAGAAGCGUUCUGAAGGCCUGGGCAAAUUGAUCCAUGCGGUGAUCAUUAUCCUCCAGUUUCCUUUCACAAGCAGCUAUGUGCUUACACAAUUCUACAGGAUAUAUGGCCCUGUCGUAAUGUCAGGAUUACAGUAUGAUCCAGCACAUAGAAUUGUGUAACACAGAGAACUGAUAGGUAACGUAUACCGGACCAUAGAAUGGCCAGACUAACGUACCAAAGAAUAGUCAGGAAUAGCCGAGGUCAAGGGAUGCAGAAAGAGACACAACGAUAAGGAAAAGCCAGGUGUCAGGGAUGCCAGAAAACAGGGAAGUCAAAAACAAUGCCAAAAUCAAAUAACCAGAAUAACCAAAAUUAGUAACGCGCUCUCGGACAACCACAAGGGAAACCACGACAGGGCACUGAGCAGGAUGAGAACUGGACCUAAAUACCCCUCCUCUAGAUCUGAUAGGCUGUAGCCGGCCUUUUACCCCAAAGGCAGUUACCAGGUUUCAAUUUGCAUAAUUGCUGCCCAGCAUUAACCAUUCUGUGGAUUUGGUUGCUGCUCGGCACAACUUUUCCUUUGUGGACAGUAAAUGCCAUUAACCACAUUUUUAUAAGCGGAUGAAUAUGUGACAGACUGCAGGCAGAGUUCAGUCCUCCCGCGAGCUCCUCUGAGUGUUGCCGAACUCGCAGGAGGACCUUUCCGCCUCCCUGUUCCUCCUUACCCCUCUCUCCCCCGCAGGCUGCCUGCAGUCUGUCUCCGGUAGGGAGACUUUGAUCUCCCUACCGGCCCAUGAAGGCCCACAGCAGAGCCAGCACUAAUAUAGCGCUGGCUCUGCAUGGGCCAGCAGGGGAGAUCCUGUGAUCUCCCCUGUCGGCCCAUGGCCAUUGCGGCAAACCGGGUUCCCAACCCGUGUGGCCGCCAUUACAGAAAUUAUUUUGCGUACCCCUGGGGGUAUGCAUACCAUGGGUUGGGAACCCCUGUUCUACAGCACAUACUACAACAAACUAUCAAACUAACAAUCUUAUUCUGUAACAAUGUAAAAAUCCUAUGAUAAAAUAAAUCUACAUUUUGUACUGUGACAAGCUAUCUACCCAAUACUGCAACAAACUGACAACCCUAUACUGUACCAACCUUACAAUCCUAUAUUACAAUAAACUGACUGUCUUAUACUACGUCAAACUAUGAACCAUAUACUGCAGCAAUAUAACAAUCCUAUACUGUAACAAUAUAACACUCCUAUACUGUAACAAUAUUACUAUAAACUGACACGUCUUAUACUACAUGAAACAAUGAACCUUAUUCUGCAACAGACGAACAAUUAUAUGAUAGAACAAACGUAACAAUCCUACACUACAGUAAACUGAUACUGUUACGGCACCCCCAGGCAUAAAAGGGUUAAACCGCCAUUUAGUAGAUCUUCCAUUCCAGAGACACGGGCACAGCUACUGCAGAACACCAAUCCGCCGAACAGGAAACCAUAUGAAUGCCGUGAACAGCCGAAUAGGUAAAACCAUGCGAAUAGGUUUACACUCCUAGCAGUCAAACUGGAACAGCAUACAAUAAAUCCCCCCAAGAAUGAGACAAGGCUCUGUUUUGAGGGUCAAGCAGUGAACAGACAGAGCUGUGGGUUUAUUGUUCUUAUAUACACAUUAGUACCACCCACAGGGUUUUGGAACACAACCAAUAAACACAUACAAUACACUCAGAUACUCCCACACAAAAUCCUCCCCUCUGCCUGUGAUACAAUUACCUUACACAAUGGGUAAUAUAAUUAUCACUAGCAGAGAAAUACAUUUUUUCCACAUUAUUCAUAACUUAUAAAGUAUGCAUCACAUUCACAUAAAACCGAAUCAGCAUACUCCAAAUACAAACAUAUGUCAAAAUCAUCCAAAUUGGUCCAUUGGUUCAAAAGAUAAAGCGUAGUCCUUUGUGACCAAAGGAAGCAUGGCUUUUCUGCCCAAAACCAGUUCCACAGUGUCUUCUAUCCUGGAGAUAAUUGGGAAGUAAUCCAAUUAUCUCCAAGGACAGAGGCAAAACUCCAUUGAACACAUGGCAGCAAAAGACAAUAAAACACAUAAAAACAUAUAACUGUGCAGCCAUUGAACAAAACAGGUACAUUCAACAUAUACCCAGAUAGCUCAGAUCUGAGCGCACAUUAUUACUGAAUGGCGCUCAGAGCACACACAAACAGUUCAAUUGCCAUGGAGCCAAAGUCUUUCCCAUAGUCUUUCAUUAUACGAAUGGGCUCCAUGGCAUAGCUAUCUGGGGUAUCACCACUCAAACAGGGCCAGCACCGAAUGACCCGGCUUUCGUGUCUCCGCAGGGGAAAAUCAAGCGUUUCAACAUGGGGCCAUAGUCUAAAGGCAGCAGGCGGGCAACCAGGCUGCUCCAAUGCACAGUGGCGAGAUUGGUCUCGUCACAGAUACAUAUUACACCAAGGUGCCAAAAAAGUAGACCCCUAGAUGUUUUAAAUCUACAUCUUCCAUGAUCCUUUGACAUUCUAAAGGCAUGCAAAACAUCAUAGGAGUUGUAGUUCUACCUUACACAAGGACACAAUGCUUCUACUACUUGCAUACUACUUGAAAUUCACAACUAAACAAUGAAAAAUCAUUAAACUUGAAAUUAGAAAAAAUAAUUUGAUAUAAUUAGUGAAGAGGUUUAAAAAAAGUGUCUGUCUUAUCAUUAACCCUUACAUCACCCGAUAUAGUGUGAAGGAAUAUGGCAUAGAAUUUCAUUUAUUUUGUUUUACCUGCUUGUGCUGCCAGUAAGCAAAUUUUAUUUAAAAAAAAAAAAAAAAAGUGAAUUUAUUUUGUCAAUGUGCCCCCACCUGGAGCAAACCGGAAUGAUUUCAGUAGAUAUUAUAUGUUUAAUAAUCAUGCAAAUCAUAUUGUCUUGUCUGGAAUACAUUCAGAAAGAAAAACUCCUGUAGUUCAAAGUAAAAAGUAACUAAUGCAACAGAGUGAACAUUCCAUGUGUGUUAAAGCAAAAAUAACACAAGGCAACAAUCAAUAACAUUUUAUAAAUAUUAUAACAAACAAACGUCCCAUUCUUACAAAAAAGAAAUGGCAGAGAAAUGGCAGAGUAAAGCAAAUAACAAAUAAAAACAACUAAAAUUGCAUAAAAAAACUAAAAACCACAUAUUGUGACAACCCGCCCAAACAUAAUAAAUCUCCCAUUAAAUAUCACUGUAAUACCAUAAUACAUUAAAUUCACAUGCGCUUUAUAUGUUAGAAUUACAUGCAUACCAUAAUACAUUAAAUUCACAUGCGCUUUAUAUGUUAGAAUUACAUGCAUACCGUAAUACAUUAAAUUCACAUGCGCUUUAUAUGUUAGAAUUACAUGCAUACUGUAAUACAUUAAAUUCACAUGCGCUUUAUAUGUGAGAAUUACAUGCAUACUGUAAUACAUUAAAUUCACAUGCACUUUAUAUGUUACAAUUACAUACUGUAAUACAUUAAAUUCACAUGCGCUUUAUAUGUUAGAAUUACAUGCAUACUGUAAUACAUUAAAUUCACAUGCACUUUAUAUGUUAGAAUUACAUGCAUACUGUAAUACAUUAAAUUCACAUGCGCUUUAUAUGUUAGAAUUACAUACUGUAAUACAUUAAAUUCACAUGCACUUUAUAUGUUACAAUUACAUGCAUACUGUAAUACAUUAAAUUCACAUGCGCUUUAUAUGUUAGAAUUACAUGCAUACUGUAAUACAUUAAAUUCACAUGCAUUUUAUAUGUUACAAUUACAUGCAUACUGUAAUACAUUAAAUUCACAUGCACUUUAUAUGUUAGAAUUACAUGCAUAGUGUAAUACAUUAAAUUCACAUGCACUUUAUAUGUUAGAAUUACAUGCAUACUGUAAUACAUUAAAUUCACAUGCACUUUAUAUGUUAGAAUUACAUGCAUAGUGUAAUACAUUAAAUUCACAUGCACUUUAUAUGUUAGAAUUACAUGCAUACUGUAAUACAUUAAAUUCACAUGCACUUUAUAUGUUAGAAUUACAUGCAUACUGUAAUACAUUAAAUUCACAUGCGCUUUAUAUGUUAGAAUUACUUGGAUACUGUAAUACAUUAAAUUCACAUGCACUUUAUAUGUUAGAAUUACAUGCAUACUGUAAUACAUUAAAUUCACAUGCAUUUUAUAUGUUAGAAUUACAUGCAUACUGUAAUACAUUAAAUUCACAUGCAUUUUAUAUGUUAGAAUUACAUACUGUAAUACAUGAAAUUCACAUGCACUUUAUAUGUUAGAAUUACUGUAAUACAUUAAAUUCACAUGCAUUUUAUAUGUUACAAUUACAUACUGUAAUACAUUAAAUUCACAUGCACUUUAUAUGUUAGAAUUACAUACUGUAAUACAUGAAAUUCACAUGCACUUUAUAUGUUAGAAUUACAUACAUACUGUAAUACAUUAAAUUCACAUGCGCUUUAUAUGUUACAAUUACAUACUGUAAUACAUUAAAUUCACAUGCGCUUUAUAUGUUACAAUUACAUGCAUAGUGUAAUACAUUAAAUUCACAUGCACUUUAUAUGUUACAAUUACAUGCAUACUGUAAUACAUUAAAUUCACAUGCGCUUUAUAUGUUAGAAUUACAUACAUACUGUAAUAUAUUAAAUUCACAUGCGCUUUAUAUGUUAGAAUUACAUGCAUACUGUAAUACAUUAAAUUCACAUGCGCUUUAUAUGUUAGAAUUACAUGCAUACUGUAAUACAUUAAAUUCACAUGUACUUUAUAUGUUAGAAUUACAUGCAUACUAUAAUACAUUAAAUUCACAUGCACUUUAUAUGUUAGAAUUACAUGCAUACCGUAAUACAUUUAAUUCACAUGCACUUUAUAUGUUACAAUUACAUGCAUACUGUAAUACAUUAAAUUCACAUGCACUUUAUGUUACAAUUACAUGCAUACUGUAAUACAUUAAAUUCACAUGCACUUUAUAUGUUACAAUUACAUACUGUAAUACAUUAAAUUCACAUGCACUUUAUAUGUUAGAAUUACAUACUGUAAUACAUGAAAUUCACAUGCGCUUUAUAUGUUAGAAUUACAUACAUACUGUAAUACAUUAAAUUCACAUGCGCGUUAUAUGUUACAAUUACAUGCAUACUGUAAUACAUUAAAUUCACAUGCGCUUUAUAUGUUACAAUUACAUGCAUACUGUAAUACAUUAAAUUCUCAUGCGCUUUAUAUGUUAGAAUUACAUGCAUACUGUAAUACAUUAAAUUCACAUGCAUUUUAUAUGUUACAAUUACAUGCAUACUGUAAUACAUUAAAUUCACAUGCACUUUAUAUGUUAGAAUUACAUGCAUAUGUAAUACAUUAAAUUCACAUGCACUUUAUAUGUUAGAAUUACAUGCAUACUGUAAUACAUUAAAUUCACAUGCACUUUAUAUGUUACUUACAUGCAUACUGUAAUACAUUAAAUUCACAUGAAUAUGUUAGAAUUACAUGCAUACAUUAAAUUCACAUGUAUAUGUUACAUGCAUACUGUAAUACAUUAAAUUCACAUGCACUUUAUAUGUUAGAAUUACAUGCAUAGUGUAAUACAUUAAAUUCACAUGCACUUUAUAUGUUAGAAUUACAUGCAUACUGUAAUACAUUAAAUUCACAUGCACUUUAUAUGUUAGAAUUACAUGCAUACUGUAAUACAUUAAAUUCACAUGCGCUUUAUAUGUUAGAAUUACUUGGAUACUGUAAUACAUUAAAUUCACAUGCACUUUAUAUGUUAGAAUUACAUGCAUACUGUAAUACAUUAAAUUCACAUGCAUUUUAUAUGUUAGAAUUACAUGCAUACUGUAAUACAUUAAAUUCACAUGCAUUUUAUAUGUUAGAAUUACAUACUGUAAUACAUGAAAUUCACAUGCACUUUAUAUGUUAGAAUUACUGUAAUACAUUAAAUUCACAUGCAUUUUAUAUGUUACAAUUACAUACUGUAAUACAUUAAAUUCACAUGCACUUUAUAUGUUAGAAUUACAUACUGUAAUACAUGAAAUUCACAUGCACUUUAUAUGUUAGAAUUACAUACAUACUGUAAUACAUUAAAUUCACAUGCGCUUUAUAUGUUACAAUUACAUACUGUAAUACAUUAAAUUCACAUGCGCUUUAUAUGUUACAAUUACAUGCAUAGUGUAAUACAUUAAAUUCACAUGCACUUUAUAUGUUACAAUUACAUGCAUACUGUAAUACAUUAAAUUCACAUGCGCUUUAUAUGUUAGAAUUACAUACAUACUGUAAUAUAUUAAAUUCACAUGCGCUUUAUAUGUUAGAAUUACAUGCAUACUGUAAUACAUUAAAUUCACAUGCACUUUAUAUGUUACAAUUAGAUACAUACUGUAAUACAUUAAAUUCACAUGCACUUUAUAUGUUACAAUUAGAUACAUACUGUGAUACAUUAAAUUCACAUGCACUUUAUAUGUUAGAAUUACAUGCAUACUGUAAUACAUUUAAUUCACAUGCAUUGUAUAUGUUACAAUUACAUACAAUUAGGCAGAUGUAACAACUGCAGCUUUGAAAAGGAAAAUGGGCAGUUCUUAAAUUGUCCCUGAAAUUCUGUAAUAAUGGAAAACAUAUGCAUGAGGGUAAAUCUACCCGUUUUUAAAGAUCUGAAAUUCGGAGAAGGAAGGCACAGGAGGGGUGAAUGGGUGUACCAGUGUUGCAACUAGCAUAAAAAAUAAAACACACAGCUGUAAUGGGGACAUAUCUUCCAGGCGUGCUUAUAUACCAGCUAAUGCACAGAAUUGGUUUUUAAGUGCAAAGCAAGCAGGAUCUACAGCUCAAUACCGUGUGGCACAGCCAUUCUUCUGGGUAUGUUCUCUAUGUUGACCAGUCUGCAGGGGCAUUGCUGUAGUAUCCAAGCACAAUUUGUUACAUUUUAUUUUUAAUUUUUCAUUGCAGUAAUUGACAUGAAGUUUAGGAAAUUUUUAGAAACCAUGUAAUGAGUUGUAUAUGUUUGUGAAAACACAAGAAAUAAAUAUUGUAAUAAAGUUUGACAGUGAAUAAUGAUAAAAUGCUCCCAAUACUGUGCAGUCGCUCCAAGAUGGCAAGAUAUCAAAAUGAAAUAAUUCUUCUUACUGUCUCCUUAUUACCUUUUUGUAUCAUUCAGUUCUUUGUCAUCUGCCCUCGAAGUCCCACUUUCUUUAUCCACCUCACUUCCCUGCCUCUUCCAUUUCCAUUUUUGUUUUCCCUCUCCCAACACUUUAUGUCUCAUCCCAGUUCCCUGUCCACACCCCUCUUCAAUUUUAGCUAACCUAUCCCGCAACCCUAUUUCCAAAUUCUUUCUUUCAUACUCUGUCCUAUUUAUUAUAGUGAAAAACUCUUCAAAAAACAAUAUGUGAUGAUAGGCUAAUCUUCACUUCAAAAGUUCUGGGUGGGAAGGUUUCUUUGGGCUUAUAGUGAUGUCAGCGUGACUUUAUAGUAGGGCAGCUUGAAGACGACAUUAUCAAGCAGAUGUGCCUUGAUAUUGGCAGAAAGCUAUGGCAACACAACUGACAGUCAGUUUGAGACACAUUUCUUUUAGCUGGUCUGCAACAUGGAGCACUGGCAAGACCCAGAGGAACCAAACUGGAGUGGGUCCCAAACUCUUCGAGAGUCCUGAUGCCCCUUUGCUCAUGUUGCAUUUAGCCCUUUUAAACCAUUAUCUCAAGGAUAGAGGCCUUGGUAACCACAAUGACUGAGAAUGUCUUGAUUUUGUUUAAUUACUUCACGGGUUCUAAGUAGUUUAGUGUUUGUCAUUGUGUAAAAGACGAGUGAAUAAUGACACUGACGACUAGAUUUAAAAAAAAAAAAAUUCUUAAAUUUCUUCUUUUGGAAGCCUACUUUAAGGUGGUUUACUCAGUUCUUUUUUUUCAUCCUUACCAGAUGGAUCCAACUCGCAGGUUCACCAGCUGCCCCCAUCAAUGUACACAGACACUCGUUGCAUCCGUAGGAAGAAACGUGCAGCUGGACACGACCCCCUCUCUCGCCUCUCAGCUCUGAGGGACGAGCUUUGUCACCGAGCACUGUCGGAUGAUCGGGCCGCCAUUCUGACCAGCACCGAACCUGAUGACUCCAGCGGCCAUGCCACCCUUCUGUGA
Molecule: messenger RNA, 11253 nt
Organism: Pelobates cultripes (western spadefoot toad)
Lineage: Eukaryota; Metazoa; Chordata; Amphibia; Anura; Pelobatidae
Source: the annotation of a GenBank genome assembly